GCGUUUGAGAAAUCUCCUGGGUGACGGGGAACGCGGCAGGCGCCUCGCAGUAGAAGGUAUGCUUCUGCGCAGUGACUCGCUUGGGAGGCGACUGGAGCCUAGCGAUGAAGAAAGUUUUUACUCUAUUAGAAAGGUCUUGGCUCGGGACUCCUCUACAAUUCAGCUGGCAAAAGACAUUAGGAAAUUACUUAGCUGUAACAGGAGCUGAUCAUACUGUAAAAAUCUUUGAUCGUCAUGGUCAAAAAAGAAGUGAAAUUAAUUUGCCUGGUAACUGUGUUGCUAUGGAUUGGGAUAAAGAGGGAGAUACCCUAGCAGUGGUUUCUGAGAAAUCUAGUUCCAUCUAUUUGUGGGAUGCCAAUUCAAAUAAAAUCAGCCAAUUGGACAGUGGCAUGAGGGAUCAGAUGUCUUUUCUUCUCUGGUCAAAAUAUGGAGCAUUCCUAGCUGCUGGGACUGUUAAGGGAAAUUUGCUUAUAUAUAAUCGUCAGACUUCUAGAAAGAUCCCUGUCCUUGGUAAACACACUAAGCGGAUCACAUGUGGGUGUUGGAGUUCAGAAAAUCUCCUGGCAUUGGGAAGUGAAGAUAAAAUGAUAACAGUUAGUAAUCAGGAAGGUGAUACCAUAAGACAGACUCCAGUCCGAUCAGAGCCUAGUGAUAUGCAAUUUUCAACAAUGAAGACUGAUGACAGAAACUCGGCCUCUGAAAGCACAAUAAGUGUGGUGGUUGGCAAGAAAACUUUAUUUCUUUUCAAUCUGAAUGAUCCAGAUAGCCCAAUUGAUCUGGAAUUUCAGCAGCGCUAUGGCAGCAUUGUUUGUUACUGUUGGUAUGGAGAUGGCUAUAUAAUGAUUGGUUUCUCACGUGGAAUUUUUGUUGUCAUUUCAACUCAUAUUCGAGAAAUUGGUCAAGAGAUCUUUCAGGCUCGUAACCACAAGGAUAACUUAAGUAGUAUUGCAAUAUCACAGUCCCUUAACAAAGCUGCUACAUGUGGGGACAACUGCAUUAAAAUCCAUGACCUAUCAGAACUAAAAGAAAUGUAUGCUAUAAUAAAUCUGGAUGAUGAAAAUAAAGGGUUGGGUAGUCUAUCUUGGACAGAUGAUGGCCAGUUGUUGGCAGUGUCUACUCAAAGAGGCUCACUCCAUGUUUUCCUGACCAAACUUCCUGUUCUUGGGGACAAAUGCAGCACACGGAUUGCAUAUCUCACCUCUCUGCUUGAAGUGACAAUAGCCAACCCUGUUGAAGGAGAGCUACCCAUCACAGUUUCUGUUGAAGUGGAGCCCAAUUUCUUAGCUAUAGGUCUUUAUCAUCUGGCUGUGGGAAUGAACAACCGAGCUUGGUUCUAUGCACUUGGAGAUGAUGUUGUGAAAAAACUGAAAGAUGUCGAGUAUCUAGGAACAGUGGCUAAUAUGUGCCUUCAUUCUGACUAUGCUGCUGUACUUUUUGAGGGCAAAAUUCAGUUACAUAUGAUAGAAAGUGAAAUUUUGGAUGCUGAAGAGGAACGUGAGACUCGACUUUUUCCAGAGGUAGAUGACAGAUGCCGAAUUUUAUGCCAUGCUUUAACUGGAGAUUUCCUGAUUUAUGGUACAGAUACUGGUGUUAUUAGGUAUUUCUUUAUUGAAGAUUGGCAGUAUGUGAAUGAAUAUCGACAUUCUGUCAGUGUGAAAAAAAUUUUUCCUGACCCUAAUGGGACCAAAUUGGUUUUCAUUGAUGAAAAAAGUGAAGGAUUUGUCUACUGUCCUGUUAAUGAUAUCACCUAUGAAAUUCCAAAUUUCUCACCGACUAUUAAAGGUGUUCUUUGGGAAAACUGGCCAUUGGAUAAGGGUGUAUUUAUUGCCUAUGAUGAUGACAAGGUCUAUACGUUUGUCUUUCAUAAGGAUACUAUACAAGGUUCCAAGGUAAUUUUGGCAGGAGGUACCAAAGUUCCAUUUUCUCAUAAACCAUUGCUGUUAUAUAACGGAGAAUUAACAUGCCAGACACAGAGUGGAAAAACCAACAAUAUAUAUCUUAACACCCAUAACUUCCUUGGCAGUUUAAAAGACCCUGAGCCCAAUGAACUGAAACAAAUGCUGACACAGGCUUUAAUGCUUAAAAGGUUUUCUGAUGCAUGGGAAUUGUGCAAAAUCCUCAAUGAUCAAGAUACUUGGAACGAACUUGCCAGAGCUUGCCUACAUCACAUGGAGGUGGAGUUUGCAAUCCGAGUUUAUCGUACAAUUGGAAAUGUUGGAAUGGUGAUGUCUCUAGAACAAGUAAAGGGAAUAGAAGACCAUAACCUUUUAGCAGGACAUCUUGCCAUGUUUACAAAUGAUUUCAGUCUGGCUCAGGAUCUUUACUUGUCAUCAAUCUAUCCCUCUGCUGCACUGGAGAUGAGACGAGAUUUGCAACAUUGGGACAGUGCACUACAGCUUGCUAAACGUCUGGCCCCAGAACAAAUACCAUUCAUAUCAAAGGAGUAUGCCGUUCAGCUUGAGUUCACGGGUGAUUAUGUAAAUGCUUUGGCUCAUUAUGAGAAAGGAAUAACAGGUGAUAAUAAGCACCUAGAACAUGAUGAGGCCUGUCUAGCUGGAGUGGCUCAAAUGUCUAUUAGAAUAGGAGAUAUUCGACGAGGCGUUAACCAAGCCAUCAAACAUCCAAGCCGACUCCUGAAAAGGGAUUGUGGGACUAUUCUGGAAAAUAUGAAGCAAUUCUCAGAAGCAGCCCAACUGUAUGAAAAAGGGCAGUACUAUGACAAAGCAGCAUCUGUUUAUAUUCGCUGUAAAAACUGGGCAAAAGUUGGUGAGCUUCUCCCUAAUGUUUCUUCUCCUAAGAUCCACCUACAGUAUGCCAAAGCCAAAGAAGCAGAUGGAAGAUAUAAAGAAGCUGUUAUUGCUUAUGAGAAUGCAAAACAGUGGAACAGUGUGAUCCGCAUCUACUUGGAUCACCUUAAUAAUCCUGAAAAAGCUGUUCGAAUUGUCAGAGAAACCCAGUCUCUUGAUGGAGCCAAAAUGGUAGCCAGAUUCUUUCUUCAGUUGGGUGACUAUGGCUCUGCUAUCCAGUUUCUUGUUAUGUCCAAAUGUAAUCAUGAAGCUUUUACCCUAGCCCAGCAGCACAAUCAAAUGGAAAUCUAUGCAGAUAUCAUUGGUUCUAUGGACACUACUAAUGAAGAUUAUCAGAGCAUUGCAGUAUACUUUGAAGGAGAAAAGAAGCAUCUACAAGCUGGAAAAUUCUUCUUCUUAUGUGGCCAGUAUGCAAAGGCACUUAAACAUUUCUUGAAAUGCCCAAGCUCAGAAGAUAAUAUGGCAAUAGAAAUGGCAAUUGAAACAGUUGGACAUGCUAAGGAUGAAGUUUUAACUAGUCAGCUAAUAGACCAUCUCCUGGGUGAGAGUGACGGCAUGCCUAAGGAUGCCAAAUAUCUGUUCCGCUUGUACAUGGCUCUGAAGAAAUACAGAGAAGCUGCUAGGACUGCUAUUAUAAUUGCCAGAGAAGAACAAUCUGCAGGAAACUAUCGAAAUGCACAUGAUGUUCUCUUCAGUAUGUAUGCAGAAUUAAAAACCCAGAAAAUCAAAAUUCCUUCUGAGAUGGCUACCAAUCUAAUGAUUCUGCACAGCUAUAUUUUAGUGAAGAUACAUGUUAAAAGUGGAGAUCAUAUGAAGGGAGCACGAAUGCUUAUUCGUGUGGCCAACAACAUUAGCAAAUUCCCAUCACACAUUGUACCUAUCUUGACUUCUACCGUGAUAGAGUGUCACAGAGCAGGCCUGAAAAACUCUGCUUUCAGUUUUGCUGCUAUGUUGAUGAGACCUGAGUAUCGCAAUAAAAUAGAUAUCAAGUAUAAAAAGAAAAUUGAAGCAAUGGUGAGGAGACCUGACACAUCAGAAAUAGAAGAGAUCUCAACACCAUGUCCAUUUUGUGAAUUCCUGAUUCCUGAAUCUGAACUACUCUGCCCUGGAUGCAAAAAUAAUAUCCCAUAUUGCAUUGCCACUGGUCGGCAUAUGUUAAAAGAUGACUGGACUGUAUGUCCACAUUGUGACUUUCCUGCUUUAUACUCAGAAUUCAAAAUCAUGCUGAAUACAGAAAACACAUGCCCUAUGUGUUCAGAAAGGUUAACCAGUGAUCAACUUAAAAAAAUAACAGAUUUUGCACAAUACCCCAGGGGAGAAGUGGAACAAUGACUACCUCCAGGUACUGAAAUGGCCCACUUAGUCAUCAAGUACACACAGCCCCAAGAUGACAGAGAAACUCUUGUUAUGGGACAAGUCUGAAGAGUAUUCAAAUGGAAGAUGUCUGAUGACUAUAUAGUAAUGACAGAUUUUUUUCAACAGCUUUCAGUGAGGAUUGUUAUUUUGAGAGACUAUAUUCUUCAGUACUGAUGCCAUUAUUCAAAACAUUUUUGGAAUUCUUUAUUUUGAAUUGCCAUUGGUCAGUGAAUGAACCAUCCAAGAAAAUCAGUCUCUUCAUUCUUUCAAUACAGUUCAACAAAUGUUUAUUAAGCCCUUGCUAUGUGCAGAGCACUGUGCUUAGGCACUGAAUUUAUAAAAAUAAUAAACCUGACAUUUUAUAGCACUUUAAUAUUCAUAACAUAUUCUUUUGACCCUGAUUAGGUAAGCACUACAUAUAUUCCCAUUUUACAAAUGAGGGCACUGAGGCCCUAUGGUUAAGAUGAAAUGGCCCUAUGGCCAUGCAACUACUAAUUGACAGAGGUGGGAUUUGAACCCAUCUUUCCUGACUCCAAUUGGGUUCAGUACUGUAUUGUGUUGCCUCUCAUGAUCAUGAAUUCAAUUUCAUAUGUACUGAUGAAGUACCUACUAAGUUCAAGGUACUGCACUAAGAAGUGGGGAUACAAAGACAAAACAGGCUUCCAGCCCUCAAGACACACAUGUUCUCUUGGGGUGUGCAACAAAAACACAAUUGCAACAUAACUUGGAAAAAAAGAGUAUUUAACUGAGACCGUCAAGAAACACCUUACCACAGUGGGGCCCAAGCUAAGCCUGGAAGAAAAACAAGUAUUUAGAAAGACUUGAGAUAAUGCAGGUGCCCAGCCUGGUAGGUACCCAUCACACAGUAGGGUCUUGAGUGCUUAGAUUGCCUCUGAAGACAAUUUUAAGAGUGGCAAAAAUAUUCUUUCUGAAUGAAAGCCACCUUCAACUGGUUACAACCCUAAAUUAUUUAGUGAUUGUUUAAGAUGAUGACUUUAUUAAAAAAUGAAAACAUAUGUAGAAUGCAAGCUCACAAGGGCAGUGACUUUCAUUUUCUUUUUAUGUCUAUCCCCAGUGCUUUGCACAUAAAAGACACAACUUCAUUGAAUUACAUGGCUUGUGACAGUAGCAUGUGUUCCUUAAGGCUGCUAGUUUCCCCAAGUCCCUGGAAAUGAUACUAUUCUUAAAGAUUCAGAAAUUGCUAAAGAAUACACUAUAGCUGAUAUUUAUAUAUAUUAACCCAAUUCCACUAUCAGCAAGUAAUAUAGACACUAAACCAAAGGUUCUUAACAUGGGGACCAUGAACUUUUUUUGUUUUGUUAACUAUAUUUCAACAUAAUUUUCUUUUCUAAGUCUAUAUAUUUUAUUUUAUGAAUUUAAAAAUAUUCUGAGAAGGGGUUCAUGGGCUUCCCAGUCUGCUAAAGGGGUCUGACGCAAACUAAGGUUAAGAACCCCUGAACUAAAUACUCCCCAUUCUACAUGUAUUAGGUGGUAUUAGGAAUAUGCCUGCUUUAUUUCACAGAAAUAAUUCUAACCAAAAAUACAUAUCAACUUUUUCCUAAUUGUGUGAAUUUCCUCAGUCCUGCAUUUCUUAAGUUCCCACAAGUGGAGGUCUACAAAGAGACUAGACAACCAUUUUUUGUCAACAAAUGAGGGUUUAUCUGUUCCCUGCAACCCCUAGAAACUUUUAAAAUAUUAAUUUGUUUAGCAGUAUUUUCUUCAUAAGUAAUUUAGAGGAAUUGGAUCUAGCCCAAACUGAAUUACCACGAGUUAUGAAUUGUGAUAUUCAAACUAUUGUUUUUGUUAUUCUUUAAGAACUGCUUUCAAGAAGUAGUUACCCCAAGAAAAUGUUUGGCUUCCUAAACAGAAAUAAUAGUUUUAUGGUUUGCUUCAGUGAUUCACUGAUGAAUGCAACUUAACAGCUCUUAAAAAGCAGCUUUUUUCAACCCUGUCUUAGUCACUAGUAUCAAUAUUUUUCUCUCCUUUUACCAAUUUUGUACUUUAAAUGACUUUCUAUCUAUAUUGCCUGGCACUUUCCAGAACACAAAAGAUUCAGCUAGUAAAAAAAAAAUGUUUAUUACACAUGGAUUGUCCUUUAAUUGUUGCACUGAGUGACCAGAAAGGUAGCAAUCAUUCUCCAACUGAGCUAAAAGAAAUGGAAGCCAAAAAAAAAAAAAAAAAAGGGGCGGCUAGGUGGCGCAGUGGAUGGAGCACCGGCCCUGGAUUCAGGAAUACCUGGGUUCAAGUCCGGCCUCAGACACUUGACACUUACUAGCUGUGUGACCCUGGACAAGUCACUUAACCCCCAUUGCCCCGCAAAAAAAAAAAAAAAAAAAAAAAAAAGAAAUGGAAGCAAGCAUGUUAUUUAUAUGCUUACUAUACAUACCAUGGCUGUUAAGUGUUUAGCUUCAUUUCUUAUCAAAUAUUUGCAUUUGCUUUAUUCUCUCCUUCCACCAACAGCUAUGUGGUAGAAAAUUUAAAGACUCAUAUAUAACAGUUAUUAGAAGCUAUAUCAUAUGACAUAUCUCAAGGUCCCUUCUCGCAUUUUUCAUACUUUAUUUGUUAUCUUUGGUGUAAGAUUUUUUCCUCAAUUCUGUCUCCUGUAUUGUGAUUCUGUAAACAUUUACAUUUUGAUAUUUUU
Dromiciops gliroides (monito del monte) is the source of this 6804-nucleotide messenger RNA. RefSeq names its product WD repeat-containing protein 19. The transcript has 37 exons. Gene Ontology annotation, biological process: cilium assembly; intraciliary retrograde transport. Gene Ontology annotation, molecular function: protein binding. The record is from RefSeq and is a predicted model, not a curated record. NCBI's taxonomy places the organism in Eukaryota, Metazoa, Chordata, Mammalia, Microbiotheria, Microbiotheriidae. Gene Ontology annotation, cellular component: cilium; intraciliary transport particle A. Bases 105 to 4139 code for a protein of 1344 amino acids.